Molecule: messenger RNA, 6591 nt
Organism: Camelus dromedarius (Arabian camel)
Lineage: Eukaryota; Metazoa; Chordata; Mammalia; Artiodactyla; Camelidae
Gene: ZNF507
Product: zinc finger protein 507
Exons: 6
Coding region: 226-3108 (960 amino acids)
Biological process (GO): positive regulation of transcription by RNA polymerase II
Cellular component (GO): nucleus
Source: RefSeq, a predicted model, not a curated record
UUGCAUGAACAUUCUUCUGAAUUUCUUUCUGACAUGCAGUAUUGGGCAAUAUUGCACUGCCGAAAAAAAAAAAAUCUUUGUUUCACCAAGAAAAUGUUUGAUACUAUAUACUUUAAUUCUUGGCCACAGCUGGAUUUUGAAGAUUGAUCCAAGGGACUGUAUAAAUUUCAGGAAUUGAUAUGAAAGACACUGGCUCUGCCACUUAACAGCCAUGUAACCUUGGAUAUGGAAGAAAGCAGCAGUGUCGCCAUGUUGGUGCCAGACAUUGGGGAGCAAGAAGCUAUACUGACUGCUGAAACUGUCAUCAGUUCAUCACUGGAAAUCGAUGAGCAAAGAAAAGCUAAAACAGAUCCAUUAAUCCAUGUUAUCCAAAAGUUAAGCAAGAUAGUGGAACAUGAAAAGUCCCAAAAAUGUCUUUUAAUUGGGAAAAAACGGUCACGUUCAAGUGCUGCAAACCGCUUUCUUGAAAGUCAAGAACCUUGCGAGAUUCCAGCUAAAGUAACCCAGUCACCUGCUGCUGAUAUUAGACAGGCUGAGAUGUCACAAAUGCAUUUUACCCCUGACUCUCCUGCCCAGAAUGAUGGGAAGGCUAUGUCUUAUCAGUGUAGCCUUUGUAAGUUUCUGUCAUCAUCUUUUUCGGUGUUAAAAGAUCACAUCAAGCAGCAUGGACAGCAGAAUGAAGUGAUACUAAUGUGUUCAGAGUGCCAUAUUACAUCGAAAAGCCAGGAGGAACUUGAAGCUCACGUGGUAAAUGAUCACGAAAACGAUGCCAACAGUCACAUUCAAUCCAAAGCCCAACAGUGUGUAAGCCCCACCAGCUCCUUGUGUAAGAGAACCACAGAAAGGCAUAAUGAAGCCACUCCUGACGUCCCAGUAAGUGUGGACAACCCACAGACUCAUACUGUCCAGACGGCACCCAUGGCAGGAAUGGGGAGGAGGAAAUGGUAUGCCUAUGAGCAGUACGGCAUGUAUCGGUGCUUGUUUUGUAGUUAUACUUGCGGCCAGCAGAGAAUGUUGAAAACACAUGCUUGGAAACACGCUGGGGAGGUUGACUGCUCCUAUCCGAUCUUUGAAAACGAAAAUGAGCCCCUGGGCUUGCUGGACCCUUCAGUGGCUGCUGCACCUGGUGGGGUCGAUGCAGUCGUCAUUGCCAUUGGAGAUAACGAACUGAGCAUCCAUAAUGGGCCAUCAGUACAGGUGCAGAUUUGCAGCUCAGAACCGUUAACAUCUUCGUCUCCUUUAGAACCAAGUGCGGAAGGAGGGGUUCACCUCAGUCAGUCAGUCACCCUUGACCCUAAUGAGGAAGAAAUGCUAGAGGUGAUUUCUGAUGCAGAGGAGAAUCUGGUCGCUGAUAGCCUACUUUCAUCAGCACAGAAAAUCAUUAGCAGUAGCCCAAAUAAAAAAGGUCACGUUAACGUGAUAGUGGAGCGUCUGCCAAGUGCCGAAGAAACUCUUCCGCAGAAACAUUUCCUCAUGAAUGCUGACAUUGAGGAGGGGAAAAACCUGAGCCCGACAGAGGCCAAGAUUGGGUGUGAGGGAAGAGAUGAAGUUUAUCGUGCUGAUAAGUGUACUGUCGAUAUUGGGGGGCUGAUCAUAGGCUGGAGCAAUACAGAGAAGAAAGACAGCGGGUUAAUAAAUAAAGGACUGGCUCCUGAUGAGAAUGCCCCACCGGGCCGAAGAAGGACAAAUUCUGAGUCUCUUAGACUACACUCGUUAGCUGCAGAAGCCCUGGUCACAAUGCCAAUAAGAGCUGCAGAACUCACACGAGCCAACCUCGGGCACUACGGGAAUAUAAACCUUUUAGAUCCAGAUACUGGACAAAGGCAAGUAGAUAGCACGUUGGCAGCAUAUUCUAAAAUGAUACCACCGCUUAAAAACUCUUCAGAGGGGCUGACUAGUUUUAACCAAAGCAACUCUGCCUUAGUAGCCCUCCCAGAGGGUAGGCAGGAAUUGUCAGAUGGGCAAGUGAAGACAGGCAUCAGCAUGUCCUUGCUGACCGUGAUUGAAAAAUUAAGGGAAAGGACAGACCAAAAUGCUUCUGAUGACGACAUUCUGAAAGAGCUGCAGGACAACGCCCAGUGCCAGCCCAGCAGCGACCCAAGUUUGUCAGGAAGCAGCGUGGUGGAAUACAUCCCUGAUGCUGAGCGGCCCUACCGCUGCCGUCUGUGUCACUACACCAGCGGUAACAAGGGCUACAUCAAGCAGCACUUACGCGUCCAUCGACAGAGACAGCCAUAUCAGUGUCCUAUCUGUGAGCACAUAGCUGACAACAGCAAAGACUUGGAGAACCACAUGAUCAACCACUGUAAAACGAGAAUAUACCAGUGCAAGCAGUGCGAAGAAUCUUUUCAUUAUAAGAGUCAGCUGAGGAACCAUGAGAGAGAGCAACAUAGUCUUCCAGAUACCUUGUCGAUAGCAACUUCUAAUGAGUCAAGAAUUUCCAGUGAUACAACUGAUGGAAAAGGUGUCCAGGAAGGGAGCAAGUCUUCGGUCCAGAAACGGUAUAGAUGCGAUGUGUGUGAUUAUACAAGUACAACGUAUGUUGGUGUCAGAAACCACAGACGAAUCCAUAACUCUGAUAAGCCUUACAGAUGCUCUUUGUGUGGGUAUGUGUGCAGCCAUCCUCCUUCUUUGAAGUCUCACAUGUGGAAGCAUGCCAGUGACCAAAAUUACAACUACGAACAAGUGAACAAGGCGAUUAAUGAUGCAAUCUCACAAAGCGGCAGAGUCCUGGGGAAAUCCCCAGGAAAGUCUCUAUUAAACAGCAGCGAAGAAAGCGCCGAUUCUCUCACCGGAAGCUCAGAAAAUUUGGUGUCAUCCUCAUCCUCAGAGCUGAUUUCCCAGGCUCCCAGCGAAGUUGUAGGUCCCAACGAGAAUGGGAAACUGAGCCCUACAAGUAAUACCUCAUAUAAUUUAGAAAAAAACUCCAGUCUGGCCCCUCCUGGUAUGGAGUAUUGCGUUUUACUCUUCUGUUGUUGUAUUUGUGGUUUCGAAUCUACCAGCAAAGAAAAUCUCUUGGAUCAUAUGAAAGAGCACGAGGGUGAAAUCGUAAACAUCAUCCUGAAUAAGGACCACAACUCAGCUCUGCCCACAAAUCAGAUGCAGUAAUGACCUGACGAGGGAGACGGUGGAAGGGGAAUCCUUGGAACCACAGUUUCACCUUUGCGCUGCCCAGUAGCUUACUAGACACAGAAGAACCAGUUGGUGUGAUUUUUGAGGAAAUGACAGCUGUGACUUUGGAACCAAAUUUGUAAUGUAAUGAAAGGAAUUCUGAAUGGAUAAGGGGGUAAAAAUAUUUAAAUAUUUUGAGAGAGGGAAAGUGGGUUGAGGAGGCAACAAAGAUGUAAUCUUACAAUAACCCUCUGUUACCUCUUCUUAGUUUGAGUGUAUUUAUUAAAAGCUUAUUAUAGUGUAGAAAUGCAAGCAAAAGAGUUAAGAAAGGGCUUUCCAGGAACUAUUCUAAAACUUUGUUACGAGAGUGUCACAGUCUUAGAUGGAGCUUAGUUUUCUUCAUUUUCAGUUUUGACAUGAAUGACAGGCCUCUUGUGAGAAAUGGGAAGCAGGUGUCGGAGAGUUUCUCGGUGUCAACAGGGAAAACAUCACUAGAGGCCUUUGAGAUGAUCAAACUAAAACCUUUACCCAGACUGAUAGGAACAAAUCAUAUACUCAGUCUGAGAUACAUUGCUUUACUCUUUAAAAAGAAAGAAAGAAAAGAGACCUCUAAAUCCAAAUCUUGAUUGUAAAUAGGCAUUUACAAAGUAAAUUAUUAUCUUCAAUUUACAGUGAAUGUCUUGUGGGCAAAGGAGGAAAGAAGUGAAUUCCCACCAGCCUCAAACCAAAUCUCAAGGUUCAUGGAAAUGGUGCUGGUUGAGCACAGUGCACUUCUCAGAGGUUCUUUUCAGAGUGUUUGAUGGAGCACCCCAAUUUUCUUAAUGGUUAUAUAGGCCUUCUAAAGCUCUCUUCUGAACUAAACCAAGGUUGUUACCUGAAAGAGUCUAUUAAAUAGCAAAGAAGGAAAGUUUGCAUUUGCUCAUCAGACCUUAGGGUUAGUGUGAGCUGUUAAAUAAAAAUCAUUUGGGGGAAGAGGCAUGAAAUUCAGAAGCCCCUUAAAAUGAGUACUGCUAUUGAGAUGUUACUCCCUGGGGUUUAUCUAGUUAUACUUAGCAUCAGAGGUGUAACCAAACGUGGCUAAAAUGUAGUAAAACUUCAGAUUGUUUCUAAAACUUUUAAUAACCAACAAACAACAUUUGGCAAGUCUACAGGGUUUCUCCUAUCUAGGAAAUUCCAUUUUGUUAGUGUGCAAUGGGACAUUUGGAAAACCAACUAACAGUACUUUUGCAUUAAAACUCACCAUCAAAUAGAUACAAUCUCAUUAAUUACCCAUUUUGUAUAAUGUAUUUCAGAGGGUGAAGAGAACAGGGUUUUUUAUUUUUUAUUUUGCUUUAAUAGUUCUGAUCAUUUAUUUAUGUGUUGUUUUGUUCAUGUAAAUUCUGCCUACAAAGUCAAAAGGCAGCCGGUGCGCCAUGCAGUGCGCCAUCUUCGUGGAGCUCUCUCUGAAUUUGACUUCUGACAUCCUGUAGGGCUGAGGCUGUGACUCUCAAAAGCUUAGAAAACAUCAAAAACAGAAUUUUUUGAAUAGGAUACUCUGUAGACACAUUUUAGCAAACAGUUCUCUUCCCAAAGUCCAGGUAUGUGUUGAAUGAAUUAACAUUUUUAAGAUUGCAUUAAGAACUAUUUAAGUGGGGCCAGGCAUCUUGAAACGUUGUCUGAUUUGUUUUUUUAGUCUCAUUUUGGUGAUGCUAUUUAAACGAUUGUAACUUUGCAACUCUUUAAUUUAGGUAGCUUUAAUUUAUUUGUGAAAGUUAAUCCAUUUCUGAUAUGUGGUUUUUAAAAGAUAAAAUGAAUUUAUAUAUACUAAACUAUAUUCCCAAAUCCACAUGCAGUGGAUUUUCUCAUUUCUCCCCUUCUCAGAAUUAAAAUACAAUUAUAUUUCAUUUCAAAUUCAAAUAAAAUAUUUUAAAUGGUUCCAUUUUUAUUAUUAAAUUAUUGCCACCCAGUCAAUUUCUUCAUUACUGGUAGCUGGGACUCAAUGUCUCUUUAUAAAAAUCUAUUGUUCUGAAAAUUAACAACCUUAGAAGAAAUUCAUUUUAUAAACUUUCCUUGGCUUUGAUUUUAUGUAAUCGUUUGGAAAAUACUAAUAACCAGGAAACAUUCCCAAAAUUUUAGCAGUGAAUUUUUAAGUUACUUUUCUUUGUUUUCUUAAACCACUUCUAUUGUUACUUAAAUUUUCCAUUUGGAAUCAUGAAUUUAAAGUUCCCCUAGCUCAUGGGAAAAAGUUAACCCAGAAGUUCAAAAGUCUUUAAGUGUUCAUCUAAUUCUAGCCAAAGUUAUCUCCAAAAGCUUCAUCCUGUCCACAGGAGGAACCAUAUACGAAGGACCUUCCCAUUGUGGUUUUGUGGCAAGCCUUAAGUUAACAGUGUCUCUACCAAGAAAAUUGAGUAUUUCUAAACAUAAUAAUGAAGACUAAAUAUGCAAUUUGAAUUAUAGAAGAGAUAGGUAUUAAAAUAAUCAGCAGAAAUUCCCUUUAUAGGAAUAACAUUUUACUUACUGGUACUAGGUCUUUUGCCAUACAGAGCUCAAAGUAUUUCUUUUCCAUUCUGAACACUUAACAAUUCUAGGAUUUGAUAGUGAAAAUAAUUUUUAAAACAAACUUACUGGAUAAAGGCAAAGGUGGGGAGGGGGAAGAUGAUGCUUUCUGAUCAUUAUAAGUAAUACUUUUCAGGGCUCUAUCAUUUUCUCUCUUUCUCUAAUAGUCCAGAAUAUGGUUGGUAUCCCCAGUGUUCUGACAGUACCAUGCCUAUAUUCCAGUUGAUCUGUCGACUUCAAGCUCUGUGUCCAGCUGGUGCAAUGUCGUGACACUGACUGAAGCCUUUGUUCUAGAUCUUUAACAUCUUCGAGGUAGUUAUCAGUGGCUUCGUUACUAUUUUCUUUGUCGUCUCUCACAACGACCUGGUGGGCACCUAUGUUUACAUUGUAUCUUCCCGCAGUGUACUUGGCUUGACAAAGAUAAGCAGGCUUCUCUAUUGAGACUUACUAUAUUUUUAGUUUUCAUAGACACUUAUUUAAUCUUUUUUUAUUGUACAGCAAGGUGCUCUAAGUAAUAUUCUAUAAAAUAUAUUUAAUAGAAAUUUGAGUUUGAUAUUCAUGGACAUGAAUACAUGUAUUUUUUUAAGAAAUAACUAUUGUGUAACACUAUGGCAUUGCUUCUAUAGCCAAAGUCUAAAAAUUUCUGGAACACUGACAUGUAAAGACUACAGUUAAUUCUGACACUGUAUCAUUAAAAUAGGAUGAUUUGCAUUUUGUAAAAUUAUCCUGCACAUCGAGCUGCAUGCCUUAAAGCCUAAAACUCUAGGAUUGUGUUCAUGGUAGAACAGUUUAUCUGUUCAGCAAACAGUGAAGCCAGGUCUACAGCGCUUCUUUAACUACCUUUGGAAAUACUGUACAAUGUUAGAAUAAUUUAUUUUGCUUUACAGGAGUUUGUCAUGUAUUGACUUUAAUAUUGUAUUUUGGUAAUAAAUUUUUUGUUAAAAA